Messenger RNA from Magallana angulata, 1197 nucleotides. RefSeq names its product DCN1-like protein 1. NCBI's taxonomy places the organism in Eukaryota, Metazoa, Mollusca, Bivalvia, Ostreida, Ostreidae. The record is from RefSeq and is a predicted model, not a curated record. Gene Ontology annotation, molecular function: cullin family protein binding; ubiquitin conjugating enzyme binding; ubiquitin-like protein binding. The coding region runs from base 134 to 907 and encodes 257 amino acids. Gene Ontology annotation, biological process: protein neddylation; positive regulation of ubiquitin-protein transferase activity. The transcript has 7 exons. Gene Ontology annotation, cellular component: ubiquitin ligase complex.
CGAAUUUGCUGAAAAUUUCAUCGCGAUCUGAAAUCGACGAGGAAGCAUUCCCCAAAAGGAAAGUGCUAUCUAUAGGUUUCCGUACGCAUGCGCGUGAACUUUCGUGAUCCUAGACUAUGGAGUAACAUCUGAAAUGCACAAGUUGAAAAGUUCCCAAAAAGAUAAAGUGAGGCAAUUUAUAGCCUUCACACAAACGGGAGAGAAAUCAGCCAUCAACUGUUUAGGUGCUCACGAUUGGAAACUCGAUGUUGCAGUCGACAAUUUCUUUCAAAACCCAGAUCGCUACAGUAGCGAACCUCGAUCUUCCGCCGAUAAAAAGAAACUCGACGCCUUAUGGCAAAGAUACAGGGAUCCCCAUGAGGAAGAUAAAAUGACAGUUGACGGAGUGAUGAAGUUCCUGGAAGAUUUAAGUUUAAGUCCAGAAUCUAGAACUGUAUUGCUCAUCGCGUGGAAAUUUAAAGCCGCAACACAGUGUGAAUUCACAAAAGAAGAAUUUGUCAAUGGAAUGACAGAAUUAAACUGUGAUUCAGUAGAAAAAUUGAAAAGUAAAUGUCCAAUGCUAGAACAAGAAAUCAGGGAUUCCAGCAGAUUUAAAGACUUUUAUCAAUUCACAUUCAAUUACGCGAAAAAUCCAGGACAAAAAGGAUUAGAUCUAGAUAUGGCAAUAGCAUAUUGGAAUAUAGUUCUUGCAGGCAGAUUCAAGUUUCUUAAACUGUGGAGUGAUUUUCUGCAGGAACAUCAUAAAAGAUCAAUUCCCAAAGACACAUGGAACCUUUUAUUAGACUUCUGUAAUAUGAUAAAUGAAGAUAUGUCAAAUUAUGAUGAAGAAGGAGCUUGGCCGGUGUUAAUCGAUGAAUUCGUUGAAUAUGCAAAACCAUUGAUUGGACCCAAAAGUACCACUGUAUGAGGAGAGGGGCUGGUGUUCUCUGACGAGUUGUUCCAAGUUUCUUCGUUAGAAGAAAUUUACCGGGAGGGGUGUAGUAGUACUGCCAGAAAUACAGCACGGACUUCAGGGAAUCCCAGUUUCGUUUCGGUUAAAAGACUAUUUAUAGCACAAUAUUAUCCCUCCUCUCAGCCACAACUGAACUUGACAUGCAAAGAAUAUUAAAUAUUCUGGUUAUUUAAUGAUAUUUUUACAAUGAUUAUGGAGUGAUGUCUUUGUAUAUGUUUUAUGUAUUAAUACAGCUAUAAAAAGCA